AUGAACAGUUUUCUCCUCAGUUGUACUUUUGUUGUGAUAUGCUUAUGCAUCAUCUACCAGGCACAAGGCGCUGUAUUGCCGGUGUCGAGCACAGAACUCGCAGUUGUACCAUUAGCUUCUGGAGAGACUUCGAUUGAUACACUGGGAGAGUCGCGAGUGAAACGACAAGACCCAGGUGCUGUUGCUGUUGUCGACGAUGCUGUACAUGCUGUAGAACUUGCUGUUGCACCAGAUGCUGCACUUGCUGUAGACCAUGUUGCUGUUGCUGUGGCGGAGGAGGCGGCGGCUGCGGAUGCUGUGGAUGUGGAUGUGGAUGCUGUGGAUGCUGCGGAUGUGGCGGAGGCCGAAAGAGAAGAUCUCUUCAGAAUCUCAGAAUCGAUGCUGCCAACAAGGCUCUCGGAAUCAACAGAAAACCAUCAGCUGCUGCCAACUGCAAAUUCUAAUCAACCAGUUCAACCUGUCUUCUAA
Molecule: messenger RNA, 468 nt
Organism: Caenorhabditis bovis
Lineage: Eukaryota; Metazoa; Nematoda; Chromadorea; Rhabditida; Rhabditidae
Source: the annotation of a GenBank genome assembly